Cynara cardunculus var. scolymus (artichoke) is the source of this 1174-nucleotide messenger RNA. RefSeq names its product protein BOBBER 1-like. The transcript is spliced from 6 exons. The coding region runs from base 54 to 974 and encodes 306 amino acids. Gene Ontology annotation, cellular component: cytoplasm. Gene Ontology annotation, biological process: protein folding. The record is from RefSeq and is a predicted model, not a curated record. NCBI's taxonomy places the organism in Eukaryota, Viridiplantae, Streptophyta, Magnoliopsida, Asterales, Asteraceae.
CUCAAACCCUAACCCUAAGUCUCUUUUUCCCUCAAAUCACUUUGCUGUAAACAAUGGCGAUUCUUUCCGAUUACGAAGAGGAUGAUCAGAAGCAAACGAAGGCCACGGAGUCUCUGAAGAAGCCGUUUAAUGCUGUUCUUGAUUCAUCUGAUCCCCUUGGUUUUCUCCAAACAGCACUCGAGUUCGUUGCUCGGGAAACCGAUUUCUUCAAGACGGAUUCUGUGAUCAAGGAUGUUAACGGGUUGGUUCGUACGGUGAAGGAGAAGCUUGAUGCUGAUGAAAGGACGAGGAAAGAGAAAGCGGCAUCCGCCGCCAGCAAUGGCGGUGCCGAUGUAAGGGCCGACAACAAGCGUAUUAAGGAGGACUCCUCAUCGUAUCGACCGGCGCAGUCCGGAAGUUCCAUCAAGGAACCGGAGGACCAGAAGAUGGAGGAGUCGACCGAUGAUAAGAACGGCUUGCGAGCGCCCAAUAAAGGAAAUGGACUGGACAUGGAGAACUAUUCUUGGAUCCAGACUUUGCAAGAGGUCACCAUAAACAUUCCCGUUCCUUCUGGAACAAAGUCGAGGUUUAUUGCAUGUGAAAUAAAGAAGAACCAUCUAAAAGUUGGACUUAAGGGCCAGCCUCCGAUUCUUGAUGGGGACUUGUACAAGUCCGUCAAGGUUGAUGAUUGUUUCUGGAGCUUAGAGGAUCAAAAGUCUAUCUCGAUACUCUUAACCAAACAAGAUCAAAUGGAAUGGUGGAAAUUCUUGGUCAAGGGUGAACCUGAAAUUGACACUCAGAAAGUAGAACCCGAGAACAGUAAACUAGCUGACCUCGAUCCAGAAACCCGAUCUACUGUUGAAAAGAUGAUGUUUGAUCAACGGCAGAAGCAGAUGGGUCUUCCAACAAGUGAUGAGAUGCAGAAACAGGACAUUCUGAAGAAAUUCAUGGCAGAGCACCCGGAGAUGGAUUUUUCGAGGGCCAAGAUAAAUUAACAAGUGUGUAAGCAUCUUAGAAAGAUUUGCUGCUUUAAUUGGCUUUGGGAGAUCGAAAUGUCGGGUUGGGAAAUAUUAGAAUGCUCCUUGCCUAAAACUUGUCUAUACAAACUUGGUCUUUUUUGUGAAACGUUAAAACCUAGUUGUUUCUAAAUCUUUAUGCUUGUUUUUUGUUUCAAUGAUUUGGGGUUUUCUGUGUU